This is a messenger RNA of Anthostomella pinea, 312 nucleotides long. The record is from the annotation of a GenBank genome assembly. NCBI's taxonomy places the organism in Eukaryota, Fungi, Ascomycota, Sordariomycetes, Xylariales, Xylariaceae.
AUGCGCAACCCGUGCCGGACCCUCCUCCUCGACCUCAAGCACCGCUUCGGGGACGUGACCGGGCUGGCCACGUUCACAGCUUUCGUCCCGCUGGGCGACGACAACCUGCCGUUCGUCAUCGGCUUCGCGUUCACCGCGGCGGCCAGACGGCUGGACAUCGACCGGAAGAUUCGGCUUGCUGGGAGAGGAGGUGUUGGGGACGAGCCUAGGGCGAGACGCGUUGCUGAGCGGUUUCUGGGUAGCGCACUUGGGCCGCGGCGAGGAAGAGGAGGAGGAGAAGGGGCGUGUGGUGAUGACUGUUUUGUUCAGUGA